Molecule: messenger RNA, 1554 nt
Organism: Fonsecaea pedrosoi CBS 271.37
Lineage: Eukaryota; Fungi; Ascomycota; Eurotiomycetes; Chaetothyriales; Herpotrichiellaceae
Exons: 4
Coding region: 1-1554 (517 amino acids)
Molecular function (GO): heme binding; monooxygenase activity; oxidoreductase activity, acting on paired donors, with incorporation or reduction of molecular oxygen
Source: RefSeq, a predicted model, not a curated record
AUGUUGGUCGACACAAUCAUCAACGCGGUUACAUCCUCUCUCCAUCCCGUGGCGGCCGUUCUCGCACUGCCUCUGGCUCUGGUUCUCCUCGAGGUAGCAUGGAUCAUCUACGCCCGGAACUUCCAUCCCCUGGCCGACGUGCCGGGACCGUGGCUCGCCUCCGUGAGUCGUCUGUGGGUGAUGCGGCGGCUCAAAGUCGGGGACAUGGACCAAGUCCAGCGCGACCUCCAUCGCAGGUACGGACCGCUGGUUCGGAUUGCGCCCAACGAGAUCGCCUGCUCCGACCCCGAGGCCAUCAAGGUUUUGUAUAGGACGGCCGCGCCGCUGACCAAGACCGAUUUCUAUCCGGUCUGGGGAAACCCGCGCAUGUCCAAAUAUGCAGACAACUUCUCCCAGGUCAACGAGAGACUGCACUCAGAGCGGCGGAGGAUUGUCAACCACGUGUACAGCUUGUCCAACGUCCUGCAAUCCGAAGCUUCCAUCGACAGAGUCACGACAGUCAUGGUGGAGAAGCUCACCCAGCUGGCUCAACGUGGGCAGGACUGUGACUUGGGCACCUGGAUCCAGUGGUAUACAUUUGAUGUCAUCGGAGAACUCUUCUUUGGACGCAUGUUUGGCUUCCUCCAGCAGGCCGCCGACUAUCAGGCAUGGAUCGCUUCGUUGGACGCUCUUAUGCCCGGCUUCUGUCAAGUCGCCGUCGCGCCCACGUAUCUCCGACCGUUUAUCCUCCUGUCUUCGCUGUUCGACUCGAAGAUGAAUGCAGCCAUCAAAUGCACGCAGACGAUGGAGGUUGCAGCCCGAGAAGGCGUUGCACGAAGGCAGGCAGAGCUCGACCAGGGUUCCUCGACCUCCGACAGCCGGGACUUGCUGCAGCAACUCUUCAACAUCCAGCGAGAAAAGGGCGAGAAGAUGGAUUUCUCCAUGAGAGAGGUCGAGCAAGAAGCAUACAUUGCACUACUGGCUGGCUCCGACACCACGGCGAUUGCCAUCCGUUCCAUUUUCUACCACAUCGUCAAAGACCCGAAAGUCUACCAACGACUCCGCGCCGAGAUUGACCAGGCCAAUGCCGAAGGCGAGCUGUCUUUCCCGGUCAAGCACGCGCAGGCACUGAAACUCCCCUACCUGUGCGCGUGCAUCAAAGAAGGCAUGCGCAUGCACCCCAGUGUGGGCCUGACCUUGCCGCGAUUGAUGCCCGCCGGCGGCUUACAGAUUUGCGGCAAAUACGUGCCUGAAGGGUAUCGGGUUGGUGUCAACGCUGCUGUCAUUCAUUUCGACAAGAGAAUCUUUGGCGACGACGCCCACCAGUUCCGACCGGAGCGUUGGCUCGACCCGGCCGCUGCUGCCAACAUGGACAGAUAUAUGUUCCAGUUCGGCUACGGCACCAGGACGUGUAUAGGCAAGAAUAUCUCUUUGGCAGAAAUGCACAAACUUGUCCCUACCGUGCUCACCAAGUUGGAUGUGGAAUGGCGGGAUGAGGGGAAAAACUGGUCUACCAAAAAUCAUUGGUUCGUUAAGCAGACUGGCAUCAAUGUCCGGCUGAAGUUGCGAUCUUGA